Molecule: messenger RNA, 901 nt
Organism: Dermacentor andersoni
Lineage: Eukaryota; Metazoa; Arthropoda; Arachnida; Ixodida; Ixodidae
Product: kunitz-type serine protease inhibitor 6-like
Molecular function (GO): serine-type endopeptidase inhibitor activity
Source: RefSeq, a predicted model, not a curated record
UGCCUGUAGUUUACCCUCAGGCUUGUGGCACAGGCACUUCAAGAUGAAACCCUGCAUUUUCCUCGCUUUCGUGACCACCGUCUUUGCCGCGACAAAUUUUGAGCAGCAAUGCGGCCAGGGGCCCGAACCUGGUCUCUGCAGAGCUUUUCUGCCGAUGUGGUGGUACAACGCAAAAACAGGGAAGUGUGAGGAGUUCGUCUAUGGAGGUUGCGGGGGCAACGGUAACCGAUACGAGACCAGGAGGGACUGCGAGGAAACCUGUUCGGCCAAAAAACUGGCCUACAGGAAAGCAGGAAGUGAGGCUGCCCUAGCUGAAGGAAUCAAAAAUACGGAGUCGGUAUCAGUUGCAGACGUGUGCGGGAGACCAGCUUACCCUGGCCCUUGUAUGGCAUACUUCCCACGCUUCUACUACGAACCCAACACCAAUUCCUGCCACCCAUUCAUCUACGGAGGCUGCAAGAGCAACGGAAACAACUUCGAGACGCGCCGUGCCUGUACCGACUUCUGUGUUUCUGAGUUGGCCGUCUAAACCACCUCACGGCCCGAAUAAGAAGAGCUGACACAUUAUUCCCAGCAUGGCGCUUCGGAUUGCUCGAGCGACACAAGGUUGCGCGAUACGAAAACAGAAGCCAUGAGUAUAGAGGCAGGAAGAACUUCUGGAACAACGAUGCUUGGUACACUGUAAAUCGAUUGACACCUUUAAGAGUGAUUUCUGCCGAGAAUACGCGCCUUUACACCUUUGAUGGCGUAAGAGCGUGUGUUAUAGGCCAAUUUGCAUCCUAAAAUGUGUGUAAAGUGGUUUAUAGUGCAUCAGUAUCGGUGCACACAAGUGGUCAAGCGACAAGAUGGAAUGAAAUGCUAAUAAUCUAAAAAUGUUUACGAUUGUUUACAGCUACAAGUG